AUGUCUGCCAAAGAAGUCGCCAUCGUCACUGGCGGUGCCGCCGGUGUCGGUCUUGCGAUCUCCCAGACCCUUGCCCACCGUGGCUAUACUGUCGUCGUGAGCGAUGUUGCCAUCGAGCAGGGCAACGAAGCUGUCGCCGCAAUUAAUAAGGAGCAUGGCGAAGGCACUGCAGUAUUCAUUGCCUGCGACCUGGCUAAGACGGACGAUAUCGACAAGCUGAUUGCUGAGACCGUCACCAAGUUCUCGCGCUUCUCCGUGCUCGUCAACAACGCCGGCUACCUGCGCGCUCCCUUCCUUGCCAUCACAGCUGAGCACGUCAGGGACACGAUUGCCAUCAACCUGACUGCUCCAAUCUAUGCCACACAGCAGGCCAUCAAGUUCUGGAACGAGCACCCAGACAUCAAGGCCAACGUUGUCAACAUCACUUCGUCCUCCUCCUUCAAGACGCAUGCUAGCAUUGCUGCCUAUGGUGCUGCUAAGGCCGGUGCUGCCCAGUUUACUUUUGCCUGCAGCUCUUUCGGGCCUCGAAUCCGCGUCAACGCGGUGGCGCCGACUGCCAUUGCCACUGGCUUUGACAAAAACAUGUCCUUCCGCGUGCCCACCGACAAGUCAGGCCCUGGCUACACACCCGAGGAGGAGAUGAGAAAUAUGGGACUGGCCAGAUUGCAGCCCGAACAGGUUGCAGAGGCUGCUAUGGAGUGCAUCGACAACGAAACGAGAAUUGGCACUGUCGCUUUCCUGGAUGCAACAGUCGGCCAGAAGGUCCACACCGGAUUCCUCCAAUAG
Messenger RNA from Nannizzia gypsea CBS 118893, 786 nucleotides. RefSeq lists its product as hypothetical. Bases 1 to 786 code for a protein of 261 amino acids. The transcript has a single exon. Gene Ontology annotation, molecular function: oxidoreductase activity, acting on the CH-OH group of donors, NAD or NADP as acceptor. Lineage: Eukaryota; Fungi; Ascomycota; Eurotiomycetes; Onygenales; Arthrodermataceae. The record is from RefSeq and is a predicted model, not a curated record. Gene Ontology annotation, cellular component: cytoplasm.